Eublepharis macularius is the source of this 2756-nucleotide messenger RNA. RefSeq names its product galactosidase alpha (gene GLA). Gene Ontology annotation, molecular function: alpha-galactosidase activity. The transcript has 7 exons. The record is from RefSeq and is a predicted model, not a curated record. Gene Ontology annotation, cellular component: cytoplasm. The coding region runs from base 25 to 1338 and encodes 437 amino acids. Lineage: Eukaryota; Metazoa; Chordata; Lepidosauria; Squamata; Eublepharidae. Gene Ontology annotation, biological process: glycosylceramide catabolic process; glycoside catabolic process; oligosaccharide metabolic process.
UACUGCAGGGAAGGAGAGCCAGGAAUGGCUGUGAGGGGCAACCGGAGAGGGGCCCCGAGCCGAGUGGGGCUGACAGCGCUGCUCGCGGUAGCGCUGGAGUUGGCCUGCCCGGCCGGAGCACUGGAGAACGGGCUGGCGCGGACGCCGCCCAUGGGGUGGCUGCACUGGGAGCGCUUCCUCUGCCAGACCGACUGCGCCCAAGAGCCCCGCCAGUGCAUCAGUGAAAAAUUAUUCAUGCAGAUGGCUGAUCUGAUGGUGUCUGAAGGCUGGCGAGACGUGGGAUACCAGUACCUGUGCAUCGAUGACUGUUGGAUGGCUCCGAACCGUGACAAGCAGGGCCGGCUCCAGCCAGACCCCAAACGUUUCCCCAGUGGGAUUGGCAAAUUAGCAGACUAUGUCCACUCCAAGGGGCUGAAGCUGGGCAUUUAUGCAGAUGUUGGGAACAAAACCUGCGCUGGUUUCCCUGGCAGCUAUGGCUACUAUGAACUGGAUGCAGCAACCUUUGCCAGCUGGGGAGUGGAUCUGCUGAAGUUCGACGGCUGUUACUACGGCACGCUGGAGCUGCUGGCAGAAGGUUAUAAGACCAUGUCCCGGGCUUUGAAUAAAACCGGCAGAAGCAUUGUGUAUUCCUGUGAGUGGCCGCUCUACCAGAAACCCAUGCAAAAGCCCAACUACACUGAGAUAAAACAGUACUGUAAUUACUGGAGGAACUUUGCCGACAUCUACGAUGCCUGGAAAAGCAUCAAGAACAUUCUGGACAUGACCUCUUUUUAUCAGGACAACCUCACUGCCAUUGCUGGACCAGGGGGCUGGAAUGACCCAGACAUGCUGGUGAUUGGAAACUUUGGACUGAGUUGGGAUCAGCAAAUAACACAGAUGGCACUCUGGGCCAUGAUGGCAGCUCCGCUCCUGAUGUCCAAUGACUUGCGCCACAUUAGCCCAGCAUCCAAGGCCCUGCUCCAAAACAAGGAAGUGAUAGCCAUUAAUCAGGAUCCACUGGGCAAGCAGGGGUAUCGAAUCACUAAGGACAGCAGGGGCUUUGAAUUGUGGGAGCGGCCUCUUUCAGACGGCGCCUAUGCCAUAGCCAUAAUGAACCGGCAGGAGAUUGGCGGGCCCCAAGCUUACAGCUUCUCUCUCACCUUCCUUGGGAAUGGUUUGGCUUGCAACCCGGCUUGUUCUAUUCAGCAGAUCCUUCCCACCAGCAGACAUUUGGGGCUCCAUAAUUGGGUCUCGUUCUUGAAAGUAGUGGUGAACCCAACAGGAACUGUCCUGCUGAAGAUUGUGGUGAUUGAGGAAAAACGGGAUGUCAGUGGCAGCCACUCCCUGGGUGUCUUGUAACAUGUCACUUCAGCAGGAACCUUUCUUCAUUUAAGCUUCCAGCAGAACUGCAGUUGACCUCCCUAAAUCUCAGAAGGUGGAAACCACUUUCCCUUAAACCUUGUAACUGCUAAACAUUUGGGGAGAUGUACAGGAAUGGCAGAUCUUUGAGGCCCAAGAUGUUUUUUUCCUCUGCUAACCGCCCCCCCCUUUCAUGGGAAGAACACAAGACACCAUGGUAGAGGCAGUGGAUGCUACUCAAAAUCUGUUUUAAGCAGUUACAUAAAGCAGAGAACAGUGAGUAUUGGAGUUAAGCUCCAACUUGUUUAAAAUACACAACCUACAGCACAAGAAGCUUCUUGUGAAAUUUUUAAAUAAAGUGCCAAGUGCUCCUCCCAAGGAUUAAAAGGAUAUAGGCUGACUGUGCACUAUCUGGAUUCUUAUAGGCAGAGUAUCUAUACCCUGCUUGCAAUUCAGUAAGGUUUGGACUAUUAUCAACUUUUUGGUAAAACAGGUCCUGCGAGUACUCAUUUCAACCACAGAUGAUGUGAAACUUACUUAAUUGCUCCAGGUCUUAAUUGCUAGACCUGAAUAAGGGAUUCUGUUUUGCUGCUCCCACCAGGCCUGGCAACCUGGACCCCAGAACCUGUAUUUCUGUCUUGAGACUCUACAAAUGAAGACUCACUUGGUAUAGUUAUUCACUUGGGUGGGUAUUUCUCUACCAUCUGGUUAGCCUAAGCUCAGUUAGGUUUUAAGUAUGGUGUUUUUGGUCUUGGCAUUCAAUUACAGAAAAACUUUCUUUGAAUAAGCAGCUAGCGUAGUGUUGGAAUAGCUGCACAAAUUGAAAAAUAAACUGAGUACUAAGCGGAAUUGUCUCCACUUGUGCCUAAAACUUACCUCUAUGUUAGUGAAGAGGUAGGCAGAAUGACAUUAGGUUUCUAGAUUUGCUUUACAGAUUCUGUUUGUAUUUUUACCUUUCUCUGCCAUCUUGUUGGCAGUUUUUUCCUCCUUGAGGUCACACAACCCUCUUAUCACAAAUCCCUACCAGAUGCACUGAUCUCAUUAGCAUAGCCUUUAAAAAAAACUUGAGCCUCUGAAAGGCUCAAAUUCCUUUCCUUCGUGUAUUUUGUUUGGGAUAUUCAUCCCCCCCCCACCUCCUAACUGCUGGCAGUGAAAAUAAAACAAUGAGUUCCCCUGACUGAAAGGGUUCUUAAACUGUUGCAUUGCAGUUGCUGCUAUUGCCCUGUUGAAGAAAUCAAGCCAAGUGCCUGAGCCUCUUGCAAGAGCUGGAUGCCAAAGUUUUAUUAGUGUCUUAAAAAGUGGAAGAAUUAUGUUUCUAAUUCAUGUUAACUAAAUGUGUAAACAUGCAGUCAUUUUGUGUAUGAUGAAUACAGAUCUUACUGAUGUAAAUGCACCAAAAUAAAUGCUGUGCAAACAUA